Molecule: messenger RNA, 1603 nt
Organism: Choloepus didactylus (southern two-toed sloth)
Lineage: Eukaryota; Metazoa; Chordata; Mammalia; Pilosa; Megalonychidae
Product: leucine-rich repeat-containing protein 51
Exons: 8
Coding region: 374-1603 (409 amino acids)
Biological process (GO): dopamine metabolic process; developmental process; catecholamine catabolic process
Molecular function (GO): protein binding; catechol O-methyltransferase activity
Source: RefSeq, a predicted model, not a curated record
AAGGAAGGAGUGUCACAACUUCCGGAUCCCGGACUGGACUUGAGCCCAAAGGCAACUACAAAUCCCACCACCUUCCGCGGUCUUGGAGCCUCUCCUCUGUCUUGUGCCAGGGAGAACUACAGGUCCCGGAAGCCACCGCGGCAGCGCUUACGGCGCCCGACAGGGACGUGGUGGCGAAAGCGGUUACCAUGGAGUUGCGCUGAGUAACCCAGAGGUAGUGGGACGCCGAGGCUGGAGGGGAAGCAACUGCGGGGGGUAUUUCCAUUUUAACAGGGAACAAUCCCUGAACCCAAAGGAAUGAAUCUCUAAUGGUGGAAUUUCAGGCAUCAGUGACAGGGCCCAUACUUGCACACAACAAAUGAUGGCCUGAGAGAUGAACAAACGGGACCACAUGAAGACUUCGGUACAGGAGCCCCCCCUGGACUACUCCUUCAGAAGCAUCCACAUCAUCCAAGAUCUGACAAGUGAGGAGCCAAGGACAGGGCUACGACCACUGAGGCAUUCAAAGUCAGGGAAGUCGCUGACCCAGUCCCUGUGGCUGAACAACAAUGUUCUUAAUGACCUGAGAGACUUCAACCAGGUGGUCUCACAACUGCUGGAGCACCCAGAGAACCUGGCCUGGAUCGACCUGUCCUUCAAUGACCUGACUUCCAUCGACCCUAUCCUGACAACUUUUUUCAACCUGAGUGUCCUCUAUCUCCAUGGCAACAGCAUCCAGCGUCUGGGGGAGGUGGAUAAGCUGGCUGUCCUCCCUCAGCUCCGGAGCCUGACACUUCAUGGGAAUCCCGUGGAGGAAGAGAAAGGGUAUAGGGCACAGGAGGGAACCAUGUCCCCUGCCAUCGCACUGGCCUUCCUGCCACUGGUGGUGACAUUGCUGGUGCGGUACCGGCACUACUUCCGGCUGCUGGUACGUACGGUCUUGCUGCGGAGCCUCCGAAACUGCCUUUCAGGGCUGCGAACCGAGGAGCGGGCCUUCAGCUACGUGCUCACCCAUGCCCUGCCCGGGGACACUGGUCAUAUCCUCACCACCCUGGACCACUGGAGCAGCCACUGUGAAUACCUGAGCCACAUGGGGCCUGUCAAAGGUCAGAUCCUGACCCGGCUGGUGAAGGAGAAGGCUCCUACCUGUGUGCUGGAGCUGGGAACCUACUGCGGAUACUCCACACUGCUUAUCGCCUGUGCCCUGCCCCCUGGGGGUCACCUUCUCACGGUGGAACGGGACCCACGUACAGCAGCAGUGGCUGAAAAACUGAUCCGCCUGGCUGGCUUUGAUGAGUGCACGGUGGAGCUCAUCAUGGGUAGCUCAGAGGAGGUGAUCCCACACCUGCGAGCCCAGCAUGGGCUGCACCAGGCAGAGUUGGUGCUCCUGGCACACCAGCCCCGAUGUUACCUGAGGAACCUGCAGCUGCUGGAGGCCCAUGCCCUGCUGCCAGCUGGUGCCACUGUAUUGGCUGACCAUGUACUCUUCCCUGGUGCACCCCGCUUCCUGCAGUAUACCAAGAGCUGUGGCCGCUACCGUUGCCGCCUCCACCACACGGGCCUCCCAGAUUUCCCUGCCAUCAAGGACGGUAUUGCCCAGCUCACCUACUCUGGACCUGGCUGA